Verticillium dahliae VdLs.17 is the source of this 408-nucleotide messenger RNA. RefSeq names its product ATP-dependent chaperone. The record is from RefSeq and is a predicted model, not a curated record. Bases 1 to 408 code for a protein of 135 amino acids. The transcript has a single exon. NCBI's taxonomy places the organism in Eukaryota, Fungi, Ascomycota, Sordariomycetes, Glomerellales, Plectosphaerellaceae.
AUGGAAGACGCGGACGCUAUCGAACCGAAUGCUCUGCCCCCAUUUCUUGAAGCCAUCACCUCUCUGGGGGAUGGCCAUAUUAUUAUCCUCACAACCCGCCAUUUUCAGCAACUCAGCGAUGCGCUCAAGGAUCCCGGCCUCGUCAACCAGGCAAUCGAAUUCCAGCUCGCAGACAAGAAUCGCAUUGCUUUGCUGUUCCGGAUCACAUUUCCUGAUUCCGAAGAGGAGGAUCGAGAAGCUUUCACCAAUAAGAUGCCGGAACUGUACCUCAGCCUCGCAGAAAUCCAAGUGCACCUGAUCAACAGUCGAUCUCCCAAGGCUUCGAUUCGAGAUGCGGAGCAGUGGUUAGCCAGCGUCAAGGACGAGCGGGAGAGCUUGAGGCGCGGCUCCGGGCAUACCUGGGUUUGA